GUCCCAGCCUCCUAAGUUCCGAGGGCCUGUGGCUUGAGUCCCGAGGGGAGCCGGGCGCCGCUUAGCCGCCAGUAGCCAUGGGUCGAGGCCGGGUGACGGGGCUGAGCGUGCGCGACGUCCGCUUCCCGACCUCCUUGGCCCGCCAUGGCUCCGACGCCAUGAUGCAUUUAUUGCAAGAAAAUGGUGCAGUGUCUACCCCAGACCUUGACUGUAGUGCGCUUUUCCAAGGUUUCUGCAAGCACCCAGAUCCAGACUAUUCUGCAGCCUACGUUGUCAUACACACAGAUGCUCCAGAUGGGCUCAAAGGCUACGGCUUAACAUUUACACUGGGCAAAGGCACAGAAGUUGUUGUCUGUGCAGUCAAUGCACUCUCUGUUCAUGUGGUCAAUAAAGACUUGGAUGAAAUCAUUUGUGAUUUUCGAGGCUUCUACAGGCAACUCACCAGUGAUGGGCAGCUCCGAUGGAUUGGCCCAGAGAAAGGAGCUGUGCAUUUGGCCACAGCUGCCAUUCUUAAUGCUGUCUGGGAUCUGUGGGCCAAACAGGAAGGAAAGCCUCUCUGGAAGCUACUGGUUGACAUGAAUCCCAAACAGUUGGUAUCAUGCAUAGAUUUCAGAUAUAUUACUGAUGCACUAACAGAAGAGGAAGCUUAUACAAUACUUCAGAAUGGUCUAAUGGGGAAAAAAGAAAGAGAAGAACAAAUGUUAAAAUAUGGCUACCCAGCUUAUACCACAUUGUGUGCUUGGCUUGGCUAUCCAGACCAGCAACUUAAACAGCUGUGCACUGAAGCUCUAAAGGAUGGGUGGACCAGGUUCAAAGUCAAAGUUGGAGCAGAUCUCCAAGAUGACAUUCGGAGGUGCAGACUCAUUAGAGAAAUGAUUGGUCCUGAAAAUAUACUGAUGUUGGAUGCUAACCAAAGAUGGGAAGUGGAAGAAGCCAUAGAGUGGGUCACCAAACUAGCUGAAUUCAAACCACUAUGGAUUGAGGAACCGACUUCCCCUGAUGAUAUUCUUGGGCAUGCAACAAUUUCUAAGGCGUUAGCUCCAUUAGGGAUUGGUGUGGCAACUGGAGAACAAUGCCAUAACAGAGUAGUGUUUAAGCAGCUUCUCCAGGCCCAGGCUUUGAGCUAUGUCCAGGUGGAUAGUUGCAGACUGGGAAGUGUCAAUGAAAACUUGUCUGUGUUGCUGAUGGCCAAGAAGUUUGAAAUCCCUGUAUGUCCUCAUGCUGGUGGGGUCGGACUUUGUGAGCUGGUACAACACUUGAUAAUAUUUGACUACAUUUCCAUAUCUGGCAGCCUUGAGAACAGGAUGUGUGAAUAUGUGGAUCAUCUACAUGAACACUUCAAGUAUCCUGUAGUAAUCAAGAAUGCAUCCUAUCUGCCUCCACAGGCACCUGGAUAUUCCUCUGAAAUGAAAGAAGAUUCCAUAAGGAAAUACCAAUUUCCGCAAGGAGACGUCUGGCAGAAACUCCUGUCUGACCCUCAUACAGCUAAUAUAAACUGAAAUGCUGCAUCUUCCGGCUAAAGAUUAGACUCCUAAGCUAUUUUUACUGCUGCAAAUAGUUAGUUUUGCUGAAGAUACCGAAGACAUCCAGUUCAAAUUAAUGCUUUUAGAAAGCUUCCCCUGGCUUGCAUAAAACAAGAAAAUUGCAGUCCCAGUUAUAGAAGCCUUGAUCGGUUUAAGAAAAAGGAAGGCUUUUAAUAGUUAAGUUUAAAGGGUAAAUGACUCACUUUUCCUGGAACUGAUCCAAUAGCUAUGGCCUUAAAUAAUGAAACACUGCACUUCUGAAUGUACCUGAUGAGUUUAGAAAUUUCACAUAAAGUAUGAUUAGAUGUGCUACCAUGAAACAGAGUGUAUUCUGUGGUGAUGUAUAGUAUAAAUUGUAAAGAAUUACCUGUGGAUUACUGUUAGCAUUUAGGUCACUUUGCUAUAAUCUAGAGAAGAUUGUAAAAUCAAAAAAACCUUGGGGAGUUGUCCACUGGCAAAAUAAAGUGGCUUCAAACCGA
Molecule: messenger RNA, 2002 nt
Organism: Sceloporus undulatus (fence lizard)
Lineage: Eukaryota; Metazoa; Chordata; Lepidosauria; Squamata; Phrynosomatidae
Product: mitochondrial enolase superfamily member 1-like
Exons: 17
Coding region: 78-1499 (473 amino acids)
Biological process (GO): carbohydrate catabolic process; amino acid catabolic process
Molecular function (GO): magnesium ion binding; L-fuconate dehydratase activity
Source: RefSeq, a predicted model, not a curated record